AUGCGUGGGCGUGGGUCCCUGAUCUUGAUAUUCCAGUACUCUCUACAGACUCGAUUCAUUUUGAUGGUCCACAUGGGACAAAGGCAGCACCGCGGACCAAUAUUCAGGGGUGACGAUGCUCCCGCAAAAGUGUCUCCCUCCAAUGAUCGGGACGGGGUGAAGGGUCCCCCGCAAAAGUGCCGCCCUCCAAAGAUCGGGAUGGGGCGAAGACAGCAUCGCCGACUGGAACCUUGGAUCAAGCUGGCCCCCGCAAAAGUGUCUCCCUCCAACGAUCGGGACGGGGUGAAGGGUCCCCCGCAAAAGUGCCGCCCUUCAAAGAUCGGGAUGGGGCGAAGACUCAACAGAGCCCUGCAAAUAUCCUCCUUGCAAGCGGACGGGACGAAGGCCCCGAGGCAUGGCGCAGGCCUUUGCGUGGCCCUCGGGAUAAGUACCCGCUUCAACGCUCGCGACGGGGAAACCAACGUGCGCCCACACCCGGUAUCGUUCCACAUAUUGCUGCGCCCACUACGGCGGAUGAAGCAGAAACGAACAACACUCGAACAAGCGUCCAACAAGCAGAAGGCCUCACGCAGGAAGAAACUUGAAGGCGGCGACGAGAUGGCUUUGCGCUCAAACUGCUCUGGGAGUCUGCACGAGAUCAACGAGCGAGAGGCCCUGAGCGGGCGUCGCCAGUCGGAUCAGGGCAGCGCGCGGUUGUCGCCAGUCGUCGAGGGUGAAGAUGCGGGAGGAAUAGACGCCUGUCCGAGGACAUGGUCUCUUCCUCGACAACCUGCGUUUCUGCAUUCUACACCACGCUUUGUCGGGGUGCUGCUUCGUUCUCAGUAUGAAACUGCUGGCGAACGGGAUGAGUAUAAAGGCAGUCCUGGUAUGCUCUCGUUUUCUCCAGUCGUCGACAACACAACCCACUCAAGCAACAUGUCUGACACAGUCAAGUGCGCUAACGUCCAGGCCAACGGCGGCUCGUGCACCUAUCCGGCGUGCAAUUGCGCCGAGCCGCCCAAGAGCAAGUGA
Messenger RNA from Postia placenta MAD-698-R-SB12, 1011 nucleotides. RefSeq lists its product as hypothetical. The record is from RefSeq and is a predicted model, not a curated record. Bases 1 to 1011 code for a protein of 336 amino acids. The transcript is spliced from 9 exons. NCBI's taxonomy places the organism in Eukaryota, Fungi, Basidiomycota, Agaricomycetes, Polyporales, Adustoporiaceae.